AUGGUUUCUGUUAAAUCAAGAUCUGUAAGGUUUCAUGAUGAUCUUGAAAAAGAGAAAUUAAAUGAAGUUGAAGAAAAUCAAAUGGAAAUGGCGACGUAUGAGAUGAGUAAUCAACACAAGCAUGUCAAGGAUGCGAAAAACAAGUCAUCAUCAUCAAAUGGAAAAGAACUUUCAAGAGUGUUUUCUGAAGAUUAUGAUGCAGAAGAGAUUUUAAUAUUAGAUCCUAGAGGGCCUAGAGUGAAUUUAUGGAACAAAAUAUUCUUAGCAGCGUGUUUGAUAUCGCUGUUUGUGGAUCCACUUUUCUUUUACUUACCUGUUGCUAAGAAAGAAAAGUGCAUUGAUAUGUCACUUGGUCUUGAAGUUUCACUUACCAUAAUAAGAGGUGAACUCAUUAUUGACUCAUCGAAGAUUGCUUCAAAUUAUCUCAGUAGAGACUUUUGGUUUGAUCUUGUUGCCGCACUACCACUUCCUCAGGUACUGAUUUGGGCUGUAAUUCCAAAUCUGAGAGGGUCUGAAAUGAUUGCAUCGAGGCAUAUAUUGCGCCUCGUGUCGAUUUUCCAGUACUUAUUGAGGCUGUAUCUUAUUUAUCCUCUAUCAUCUGUAAUUGUCAAGGCGAACGGGGUAAUGAUGGAGAAAGCUUGGGCUGGUGCAGCUUAUAACUUGACACUUUAUAUGCUUGCUAGUCAUGUUUUAGGAUCUACAUGGUACCUGUUAUCAAUUGAAAGACAAGAUGAAUGCUGGAAGAAAGCUUGUACACUUGAAUUUUCACAUUGUCGGUAUCAUUAUCUUGAUUGUCGAAGCCUUGGCGAUCCAAAUAGGAACUCUUGGCUUAGAUCGAGCAAUGUCUCGGGUCUAUGCGAUGAUAACAGUGCCUUCUUUCAGUUUGGAAUUUUCGCUGAUGCUUUGACUUUGGAAAUAACUAGCUCGAAAUUCUUAAACAAAUAUUAUUACUGUCUGUGGUGGGGAUUGAGAAAUCUAAGCUCUGCAGGACAGAAUCUCUUAACAAGUACACAUGUUCCUGAGAUAAAUUUUGCUGUGAUUGUUGCAAUUCUUGGAUUGGUGCUUUUUGCACUGCUCAUAGGCAAUAUGCAAACAUACCUUCAAUCGACUACUAUACGGCUGGAGGAGUGGAGAAUAAGAAGGACAGAUACAGAAAGAUGGAUGCAUCACAGGCAGCUUCCUCGUUACCUAAAGCAAAAUGUUCGACGCCAUGACCAAUUCAGAUGGGUGGCUACUCGUGGUGUUGACGAGGAAGCUAUUCUUAGAGACCUUCCUGUUGAUCUAAGACGUGAUAUUAAACGCCACCUUUGCCUUAAUCUAGUUAGACAAGUACCACUAUUUGAUCAGAUGGAUGACAGAAUGUUAGAUGCAAUAUGUGAAAGGCUGAAACCAACUCUAUGCAGUCCCGGAACUUGCAUAGUUCGCGAAUGCGACCCGGUCAACGAGAUGCUCUUCAUUGUUCGAGGACGCCUAGAUUCUUGCACAACCAACGGUGGCAGAACUGGUUUCUUCAACACCUGCAGAAUAGGCUCGGGCGACUUCUGUGGGGAAGAGCUUCUCCCAUGGGCCUUAGACCCUCGUCCAACCGUUGUUCUUCCUUCUUCAACACGAACGGUGAAAGCCAUAACCGAAGUUGAAGCUUUCGCACUCAUUGCCGAGGAUUUAAAAUUUGUAGCAGCGCAAUUCCGCCGCUUACAUAGCAAACAACUGAGACAAACCUUUAGAUUCUAUUCGCAUCAGUGGCGGACAUGGGCGGCGUGUUUUAUACAAGCGGCUUGGUUUCGGUAUAAAAGAAUGAAAGAGAUAAAUGAGGUUAAGGAAAAGGAGAAUCUCAUGAUGAUGGCAAAUGUGAAAUAUUAUGGACAUGAUGAUUCUCAAUAUUUUUCUGCACCUUUGCAGGCUCCAAUGGGAUCAAGUUAUUCAAUGUAUUCUGGAAAACUUGUAGGUAGUUUAAGGAAAGGUAGGAGUAUGAGAUAUGGGUCUGAACUUGAUCUUCUUGGUGCAUUAAGGAAGCCUCUUGAACCAGAUUUCAAUGAGGAUGGUGAUUAA
Messenger RNA from Vicia faba (fava bean), 2049 nucleotides. The record is from the annotation of a GenBank genome assembly. Lineage: Eukaryota; Viridiplantae; Streptophyta; Magnoliopsida; Fabales; Fabaceae.